CGAUGUCACCAACUUUGGAUAAUCUAACAAUCUCAGAUAGUUACCUUUCAGGGAAGCAUGACGUACCUUAUUUUCAUUUUCUUGUACAUGCAUGUAGGCCAAUGCAUUUUUUGGCAUAUUAAUUGAUGAUAAAAUGGUUUUAAUAAUUUCGAUUUAAAGCGUGUAAACAAGUGAGUGAAGAGCAGAAGAUCUCGAACAUACUGCAUGGUGCCACAGAGAUGACAGUUGGAAGAAUUGGUAAUAUUUUAUCAACAAAUGUCCUUAGAGAACAUAUAAAAACUAUAUCAGUUGUUAAAACUGGUGGUAUACGCGUUAUAGAAACAACUUGGUCACCAGAUACACAAAUAGAUGUCUAUAAACAUCAUUUCUUACCGAGUCAUAUACCAACUUCACAAUAUUUUGACUUUAUCAACUGUGCCCCUAGGAGUGAAUAUUUUCGAAGAAGUGUACCAGAUAUAAAUAAAUUUACAGAUAUAGCUCAAAGUCUAGGAAUUAAUAAUGAUACACAUAUAAUAACAUAUGAUAGAACUAAUUCAUUAUCAUCUAUUAGAACAUGGUGGUUAUUGAGGUUAUAUGGUCAUAGAAAAGUAUCAGUAUUAGAUGGUGGUUUUAAAAAAUGGUUGAAUGAUGGUUUUGAAGUAUCAGAUGAAAGUGCAAACUAUAAGAUAGGUAAUUUUGAAGGUAAACUAGAUAAAACAUUAAUAAGAGAUUAUGAAGAUAUGUGUGAAAAUGUAGUCAAUAAAAAAGAACAAGUAGUAGAUGCUAGAAAUAGUCUCAGUUUUCAAGGUGAAGAUGACAUGCCAUCAGAAGCUAAGAAGGGUCACAUUCCUGGAGCUAAGAAUAUUCCAUACAGUUCUUUAUUCAACUCAGAUGGUACUUAUAAAUCACAACAUGAGCUGAAAUUAUUAUUUGAUGGAGCCUCAAUAGAUCUAGGACAACCAGUAACAGCUAUGUGUGAAACAGGAUUAACUGCUUGUGGUUUGGUAAUGGCUGGGAACAUGCUGGGCAAAGAGACAAUACCAGUUUAUGCUGGUUCAAUGUAUGAAUGGGGUCAAAGAGCACCAGAAGAUCUGUGUGUGAAAGGGAAUUCGUAAUACUCUACUACAGACAAUUUAAAUUCCUAUGCAAAACUUUGAGACCCCUGACCACUGUGCUUUCUAAAUUUAAUAUUGUUAUAAAUCUUUGGUUCUAAUUUUACAUUAAAUUGAAUGUGUCUAUGAGUUAAACUCUAUAAAAACAGGAAAGGAAAUACAUAUAAGGACUUCAACAAUUCUUUUUUUACUAACCUCAAGAUAACUGAGGUUGAGAGUUUUCAGGACCUUCACCAUCAAACCGAAUUCAGAUUUGUGACUGAGCAAUCUUAAGUUUUUGUGAGAUUUUGCAUGAAUGUGAAUAGAAAUAGUAGUUAUGAUCCAAACAGUUUUGAUGUAAGGUAUAUCAUGUUCUAUAAUACUGAUCAACAUACAAGGGUACAAUAUAACAAUAAAUUUGACCCAUGCCUCAUUAUAGAAAUUCUUGGUUGUUCAGAAGUGUAUUCUCAACACAAUUGGACUUAAAUUUUUACAGAUUGAUUAUUAGGUAUGUAAGGUUUUGCCAUAUUGGUAAACAUUUUAAUAGGCUGACUGACUCUGAUUCAGAGUGUAAAGGUUUUUGUUUUACAAUUCAACAAAUUUUUAUCAAAAUUAUAUUGUGCCUUAAACUAUAUUGUAAUAUUUGGUUGUAAAAGUAGAGGAAUUUUUUUGUUUUUUAUUAAGAUGAAAUUUAUUAUGUUUUCUUCAUACUUUAAUAAACUAAUUAUAAACAUUAUAUAUAAAAAA
This is a messenger RNA of Lottia gigantea (owl limpet), 1817 nucleotides long. RefSeq lists its product as hypothetical. Lineage: Eukaryota; Metazoa; Mollusca; Gastropoda; Lottiidae. The coding region runs from base 219 to 1094 and encodes 291 amino acids. The transcript is spliced from 9 exons. The record is from RefSeq and is a predicted model, not a curated record. Gene Ontology annotation, molecular function: thiosulfate-cyanide sulfurtransferase activity. Gene Ontology annotation, cellular component: mitochondrion. Gene Ontology annotation, biological process: transsulfuration.